This is a messenger RNA of Carassius auratus (goldfish), 3017 nucleotides long. RefSeq names its product vacuolar protein sorting-associated protein 37B-like. Lineage: Eukaryota; Metazoa; Chordata; Actinopteri; Cypriniformes; Cyprinidae. Bases 105 to 974 code for a protein of 289 amino acids. Gene Ontology annotation, cellular component: ESCRT I complex. The record is from RefSeq and is a predicted model, not a curated record. The transcript has 4 exons. Gene Ontology annotation, biological process: ubiquitin-dependent protein catabolic process via the multivesicular body sorting pathway; protein targeting to vacuole; protein targeting to membrane.
GCCCCAUCAUCGUCCAGACUGCACUCUGGGGUUACUCGCUUUUCCUGGUCAGACCGCGAUCUACAGACACAUUUCAAAGUGUGACAGAUAACGCGGUGCCAGACAUGGCUGCCUUUGAGAAUAAGUUGAGAUCUUAUACCUUAACUCAGUUAAACGAACUGCUCGAAGAUGACGAAAAACUCAACAAAUUUAUCGACGACUCGGAAGAGAUUAAAGGACUACAGCAGAACAAGGAGAUGACCCUGGCUAGUAACCGUCUUCUGGCUGAGCAGAACCUUAAACUGCAGCCCAGACUUGACCACCAAAAGAAUGAACUGACCGGUCGGUACCGGAGCCUACAGGAACAGUUUGAGGCGUAUCAGCUGCGAAAGUCUACUCUAGAUGACCGAUCUGGAAACACUUCCUUGGACACACUCCUCGCACUCCUUCAAGCAGAAGGUGCCAAAAUCGAGGAAGAAACUGAGAACAUGGCUGAUUCGCUCCUUGAUGGCGUGACCCCCCUCGACACCUUCAUCGAUGAGUAUCAGAGUAAGAGGAAGCUGGCUCACAUGCGGAGAGUCAAGAUAGAGAAGCUUGAGGAAAUGGUGCUGAAGGGACACCACAUGGCUCCAGCUGCACCUCAGCCCUCUUGUACUCAGGACCUUCCCUCCAGGCCAGCCGCUCUCCAUAGAGAGGUCAAUGGUUCUCCCAUGCAGAUGCCCCGGCGGGCUCCUCCUCUUCCACCUGUUAAAGUCACCCAAACUCCUCCUGCUCUGCCCACCGCAGCCGUCUCCUACCCUCCUACAUCUCCAUUCGCUGCGGCCUCUCCAUUCACUCCCACUACUCCAUACCCCCCUAUUCCCCCUAGAGUGGGAAACAUGCCACCCACUCUUAACCAGGGAUACCCCAGCAUGUACAUGCAGCAAUACGCCCCACCUUUGCCCCAGAGACCCCCCCCACGCAUGGCACCCCAGCCAGGCUUCAUUAUGCAGUGAUCAUGAAACAUUACUGUCUAUGGAGAAAAAAAUGAUAUGUACACUGGUCAUUCAUUCAAGCCUUUUGUAGAUCCUUCAAGCUGCAUGUUAUAAAAUAUUGUACGCCAAGAUGGAGUCUUGUCAAGUGUAAAAUUAACAAGACUUUUCUGCAAUCAAAGCGGCAUCUGCAACAGGAUCUUCAGUUUGCACUUUAGACUACUUUUGUAUUUGAUCAGUCAUGGCUGGUUAUGGAGUCAUGCUGUUCCCGUUCUGACCUUCUCAGUAGCCUUAGAUCAAGUAAAAAUAAUUCACACGGACCUCAGGGGCCCCCAUACACAAUGAAGAUAUCAAAGUUCAAGAAAAGGUGUUCUGUUGGCCAUCUAGACCGAUAUGAAGAGCUACGAUUUGAUGUUUUAAUUUGAGUUGUCAAGUUCAUGCUAAUAUGUCGGUUCAACCACUUUGAUAUCUUAAAAUUUAAUUUCAUAUCUGAAAAAAGCUGCUUUAACACAACAGUAAAGCCUAUGCAAUCAGACUGAGACCGAACUGUGCCGAGUUUUUUAGGGGGGGAAGAAACAACCAUUUUUGCUCUUCAGGUUUUUUUCGGACCUGCAGCCAAAGAUGCUAUUUGUUUUUCCAGUGGAUCCAGUUUUGUGCUGUAGCAGAAAAACUGGGAGAUUUAAUACAACACUGAGUUAAAUGUGGGUGAAGUUAUUUGGUACUGUUGUGGUGGAUGAGAUUGGGAGAUCAGAGCUACCGCUACAAUGGAGAGAGCCUUAUGUCUCAGAUACAAGCAAAUUCACGCUGGAAGGAGCUUCUUAGCUAGAAUUCGAAAGGAGUGUGAGUGAACGGUAGUAUGUGUGGAGAAAAGUGUGCAAAUUAGUUUUUUUAGGCUUAAGUGCAAACAUUUGUGAAGCAUACGUGCUUGCACUGUCAUUACCAUGCAUACUUAAACUAAUGCUGAUGCAUAAUUUAUAAUUUUAAGGUUUGUAACUAACACCAUAAUCCUCCUCCUGUUUAUUUUUGCCAUCUCAUGUUCAUCGGAAAUGUACUUCCUUUCCAUAAGCCCCACAUUUUAAUUGAUAUUUAAUAUAAUCAAACUAAUACAACCAUACUAUUUAACUCAGAAAUUCAGUGGCAAAAUUGGACUUACCUUCACCAUCAGGUCUGUUACAUAUCACAUCUUGUUUUCUGUAAUUAAUAUGUAGUGUAACCUUCAUUCAUGCCUUUUGUUUUCACCCUGGAUCUGUUUUCAGUAUGUAUGUUAUGGUCUCUUCAGGUGUUUGCCGCUGAAAUAGCCACUUUGUGCCUAUGCUGGGUAUUAAGAUGAAGACUUGUUCACUGUGGUGAGGUGUGUGUGUGUUCUUCGUAUUCCUCCUUGCAUUCCCGUUCUAAAACAGAUUUCUAUAGCAAUUAGAAAUGUAUUUUUCAAUAUAUAUUCUGUUUAGUGUUUACACAGGUACAUCUUUACAAGUGCUCUUUACUUAAAUAUCUAUUAUGUUUUAACAGUUAGAGCCAUAAUUACGUUGCCUUAGAUUCAGGAAGUUGACAUGAUAGAAAUGUUUAGAUGACACACUAACUUUAAUCACUGGUGCUACUACAUUCAUUAAAUGAGCUGAACCAAGAUGUUAGUAUGCAGGCUCUGUUUGAAUUAAAUCGCUCCGUGUUUGUCAGACUUGGGUUGGGUGUCUAUUUCAUGUUGAUGCUGAUGGAGGUAGAAUUAUCUGGGUUCCUCAUGAAUCAGGCUGCAUUAUGUCUAGACAUUGGCAAACUACCUGUGAAAACCAUUGUAUACUAUGACAGGAUUGCCAACCAUCUGGAAAAAACCAGCUUCCACCCCUGAAAACUGUUUGUUUGUUUGUUUGUGUGUAUUAACAUGGUCUUUCUUUGUCUUAAAAAAAUAAUAAUGAUCACUAGGUUUGUAAAAGAUAACUUGGCUGUAUGCUUUCCUAAUGUAAAAUAUGCAGACUUAGUGCUAGGUAAUGUCUGUUCAAAGUGGUAGACAUGGUAAAUGGAACGGACAUCUCUAUUUUAAAGAUAAAUAAAUUAUAUCCCAAUACUUUUCUU